UGUUUUGUUCCCCUCCUGGCUGCAGCCCAAAUCGAAGUGAUCCCGUGUAAGAUCUGCGGAGACAAGUCUUCGGGGAUUCACUAUGGUGUCAUCACCUGUGAAGGCUGUAAGGGUUUCUUCCGGAGAAGCCAGCAGAAUAACGCCAGCUACUCCUGCUCGCGCCAGAGGAACUGCCUGAUCGACCGGACCAACCGGAACCGGUGCCAGCACUGCCGCCUGCAGAAAUGUCUGGCGCUGGGCAUGUCGCGUGACGCGGUGAAGUUCGGCCGCAUGUCCAAGAAGCAGCGGGACAGCCUGUAUGCGGAGGUGCAGAAGCACCAGCAAAACCAGGAGCAGAACGGGGUCUCCAAGGACGACUCCGAGGCCCUGGCACGGGUCUACCCCACCAGCGUGAGCAGUGGGGUCUCGGACCUGGACGACAUCUCCCCGCUGUCGGACGGGCUCCUCUUCGACUUCCCACUCACCCCCGAUGGAGGCAGCACCUACUACAACCUCGACCUCCUGACCUCGGCCCAGCCCUCGCCCGACCAGUCCAGCAUGGACGUCAGCGAUGCCAAACUCAUCAAGCAGGAGUCCAUCUACGAGCUGAUGCUGGAGCCCGGCCUCUUUGCCCACGGCACCCUGGAGGGCAGCCAGCUCGCCUCGGACAUUUCAAUGCUCGAGAUCGACCGGAUCGCUCAGAACGUGGUCAAGUCCCACCUGGAGACCUGCCAGUACACGACGGAGGAGCUCAAGAGGCUAGCAUGGAUGUUGUACACCCAGGAGGAGAUCAGGAGCUUGCAGAACAAGAGCUGCGAGACCAUGUGGCAGCAGUGCUCCCUGCAGAUCUCCAACGCCAUUCAGUACGUGGUGGAGUUCGCCAAGCGCAUCGACGGCUUCAUGGAGCUCUGCCAGAACGACCAGAUCAUCCUCCUCAAAGCAGGUUGCCUGGAAGUGCUUCUGAUCCGAAUGAUUCGGGCAUUCAACCCUUUAAAUAACACGGUGCUCUUCGAGGGGAAAUACGGUGGCAUGCAGAUGUUCAAGUCGCUUGGCUGCGACGACCUUAUCAAUGCCGUCUUCGAGCUCGGGAGGAACCUGUGCCGGCUACAGCUCUCGGACGAGGAGAUUGCACUGUUCACUGCAGCCGUCCUGCUCUCUCCAGAUCGCCCUUGGCUCACGGAAUCCAAGAAGGUGCAGAAGCUCCAGGACAAGAUCUACAUAGCCCUGCAGCACGAGAUCCAGAAGAAACACUCCAGCGAGGAUAAGCUCUCGAAGAUGAUUUCCAAGCUGCCCUUGAUGAAAACCAUCUGCAACCUGCACUUGGACAAGUUGGAGUUUUUCCGGCUCCUGCAUCCGGAGACCGUUAUGAACUUUCCGCCCCUGUACAAGGAAGUAUUCAACUCGGAGCUCCAGUACAGCGACCCGCGAGAGAGCUAA
Molecule: messenger RNA, 1416 nt
Organism: Emys orbicularis (European pond turtle)
Lineage: Eukaryota; Metazoa; Chordata; Testudines; Emydidae
Product: nuclear receptor ROR-beta-like
Exons: 9
Coding region: 241-1416 (391 amino acids)
Biological process (GO): regulation of transcription by RNA polymerase II
Cellular component (GO): nucleus
Molecular function (GO): RNA polymerase II cis-regulatory region sequence-specific DNA binding; nuclear receptor activity
Source: RefSeq, a predicted model, not a curated record